Messenger RNA from Dendrobium catenatum, 2247 nucleotides. RefSeq names its product general transcription and DNA repair factor IIH subunit TFB1-1. The transcript is spliced from 20 exons. The coding region runs from base 236 to 2038 and encodes 600 amino acids. The record is from RefSeq and is a predicted model, not a curated record. Gene Ontology annotation, cellular component: transcription factor TFIIH core complex; transcription factor TFIIH holo complex. Lineage: Eukaryota; Viridiplantae; Streptophyta; Magnoliopsida; Asparagales; Orchidaceae. Gene Ontology annotation, biological process: nucleotide-excision repair; transcription by RNA polymerase II; transcription by RNA polymerase I.
UAAUAAUUUGCCCUAUUUAUAUAGUGCUCCGGCAAACGCGGAAGACGACGAAGGGUCAGCUCUCCCUUCCGAGUUAUAAUAGAUUGAUAGAGGGCCGAUCGCGAGAAGCCCUAGGUUACGGUCCUCUCACCGGAACGUUAAAGAUUCUGUGGGGCGCCAUCGUUGGGCCGGCUUCCCCAAUAUCUGCCGCCCUGAACACUGCACUUCCACUCCGAUUUCCAGUCUAAGUGGGAAGAUGCAUACGAUCAACAAACCUACAAAGUACAGGAUAUCAUUAAAGGAGCCUGGGAUUCCAGGAGUUCUACGGAUGGCCGAAGAGCGAUUUAUUUUCACUCCUCACGAUCCUAGAUCAUUGUUAAAGCUUGAUGUGCCAUUCAGAAGCAUUAAAGUUCACAAGUUCAGUAAAGAUGGUUCUAAGCAAGCUUUGUUGAAUCUUCUGCAUGAGGGUGGAGGCUAUAUUUUUGAGUUCGAUAGUUUCUCUGACAGAAAUAUUUGUAGAGAUUUUGUAGGAAAAAUACUUGGAAAACUUCAGGCUACAUGUCCUUCAAAAGAUGAUAAAGCAGUCCCUGACAAAACAACUCCUGCUCCUGGUGAACAACUAAGCCCUAUGGAGAUGGAACAUCGGAUCAAGCUAUUGCGAGAUGAUAGUGAAUUACAGAGACUGCACAAACAAUUUGUCAUGACCGGUAUAUUGACAGAAUCUGAGUUUUGGGCAACAAGGAAGAAUUUAUUAGAUGAUACUACCAUUAAGGUGUCAAAACAAAGAACUGGGUUCAAAAGUACUAUGCUUGCUGACAUCAGGCCGGCAACUGAUGGUCGGACAAAUAAAGUCACGUUUAGUUUGACACCCGAGAUAAUUCAUCAGAUUUUUGCUGAAAAACCUGCCGUUCACCGUGCUUUUCUUGAUCUUGUACCCAAAAAGAUGUCUGAAAAGGAUUUCUGGACAAAAUAUUGUAGAGCAGAAUAUCUUCACAGAACCAACAAUUCGGUGGCUGCAGCUGCAGAGGCAGCUGAAGAUGAAGAGCUUGCUGUAUUUUUAAAGCAUGAUGACAUAUUAGCUGAUGAAAUUCGGCAUAAGAUUAGACGUGUUGAUCCAACCUUGGACAUGGAAGCUGAUCAGGCGGAUGACUACAUCCAUCUUCAAGAUCAUGGUCUUUUACGUGAUGGAGGAAAGGAGACUGUUGAUGCUGAGAGCGAAUUAUCUAGAAGGACCCUCUCACAAGAUCUUAAUCGGCAUGCAGCUGUUGUCCUUGAAGGAAGGGCAUUUGAUGUUGAGUUGGGAGAUACUAGGACAGUUGCUGAAGCUCUUGCAAGGUCAAAGAAGGGGCCUUCUCUUGAAGCUUUUGAUAAGAAUGAAAGCCAAGAACGUCUAGAGAAGGCUUGUAGAAUGACUGAGAUUGAAGAUCUUCGAGGACCUCAUCAGCUCCCUUAUGCACCACUGUUUAUCAAGGAUCCUCGUGAGUACUUCGACUCACAACAAGCCAAUGCACUUAGGGCUUUAGGUGAUAGUAAUGCUGGUUUCAAAAACACCGACUACAAUUUUAAUUUGGAGGAAUCCUAUGCAUAUUUGAUGAAGCAGAUCUCUGAAGCAAAAGUGUCAGGGUUGAAUGAUAUUGUUCAAUCUGACGUUGCCCAUAAGGUCCUUAAUGGGUUGAAUCAACAUCUUUCAAGUACAAAGCAACACAUUGGAAAGGGCCCCUUUGAGAGUGUCCUUGACCAGCUGCCAAGUAGGACAAAGGAUGAGCUCAUGAUUCAUUGGUCAUCUAUUCAGGAACUACUGCGCCAUUUCUGGUCAUCAUAUCCUAUUACAACUGGAUACCUCUAUAAUAAGGUUUUAAGAUUGAAGGAGGCUAUGACACAAAUAUACAACAAGCUCCAGGAAAUAAAGGAAUCAGUGCAGUCAGAUUAUCGACAUCUGGUCUCCCUCCUUGUUCAUCCUAUGCUUCAGGCUCUAGAUGCUGCCUUCGCUCAUUAUGAUAGUGAACAGCAGAAACGAACCGCUAAAGGUGGGCCAAUGCCAAACGGUUUUUUCAAGUAGAGUUCAUAUUACAUUAUUUUUCCUUGUAUGUUCAGUGAAUUUUAUUGUUAUUAACAAAAUGUAAUUUUUUUUAAUAUACAACGAGAAUUGAUUCUACCAUUACAUCUUCUUUGCCUCCAUGUCUUAGUCACAUCACAUAAUUGCAUGUUGUUAUAGCUGCACAAUUAUGCGCCAGAUAGUAUGUUUUAUACUGUUUUUACUAUUUGCAA